AUGGCGAGAGCGAAAGAUUCAAGCGGUAACUUCUUUCACCCGAAGAAGGGAUUUGCGCAAGUUGCAAGGUGGAUUUCCCUCGACCCUGACAAGGAAACGUCCAUCUACCGCAGGUUCGACGAGCUUGCAGCCCGAAAUUUGCUGUACUUGCAAUCUGAGCUCCUCGUUCUUGAGAAUAAAUUGGAUGAACUAGAUAGAAGUGAUGCCAAAAGCGAAGAUAUGAACCUGGCAGAUGCUAUCAUGACAUGGGAAACACUAGAACGACAGUAUGAUACCGGUAGUGAGAAAGCACGAGUCCGCAUGGACUUGAUUGUCAAGAUACGGGCUAAACUAAAAGAAUAUCAUGAGGCACUGUUGUUGCAAAGUGAGAUGGCAAAAUUGAAGCAGCCUUCCAAGCGUAUUCUUGCUACAUAUCGAGAGUGGUUUAAUAACCCACGACCUGCCCUGGGGGGGCUUGCAAAAACAUUUUUGGAUAAGCCAGAUGACCUUGUUGGUCUCCAUUCUUUGGAAACCGACUAUCUAUCUGUCUUCUUAAGGCGAUACUGGCCGUUCAAGGAAGAAAUCUCUUUGGAUAGUCGCCGCAGUGUUGGAAGAUAUCAUGAGAAAUCUAUUUCUGCAGCAACUGCUAUCAUAAGCAUUCUUAUAGCUGCAUUCCUUUUGGUUGGUCCCAUCACAGGUCUCUAUUUCGUCGCCAACGAUGCCGCCAAGCUUGGCAUGCUUGCUGCCUUUACGGCGUUGUUUGCCUUGAGUGUUGGUGUUAUGACCAACGCAAAGAGAGCGGAGAUAUUUGCAUCUACGGCAGCCUAUGCCGCCGUACUCGUGGUGUUUGUGAGCGGAAACAUCUCGAAUUCUACGACUUCUCCUGCAACAUGA
This is a messenger RNA of Trichoderma aggressivum f. europaeum, 873 nucleotides long. RefSeq lists its product as uncharacterized. The record is from RefSeq and is a predicted model, not a curated record. The coding region runs from base 1 to 873 and encodes 290 amino acids. The transcript is spliced from 4 exons. NCBI's taxonomy places the organism in Eukaryota, Fungi, Ascomycota, Sordariomycetes, Hypocreales, Hypocreaceae.